AUAAUAUCAACUCUAAGCUAUCACACCCUUAACCCUCAUUCAUUUUCGACUUCUCCUUCUUCAAUGGCAAAUGCAACAGCAAUGGCAUCCUCCCUUCUUCUUCCUUUCUUUCUCUUUCUCCUUUCUCCCAUUGCUUUGUUUUUUUUUUUUUUGGAACAACUUUCUCAUUUUCCCUACUCACCCUUCUCUCUCUGGACCCCUUUAUCUCUAGAUCUCAUUGUCCCCUUCAUCUCCAGAUCUGCAGAUCUAAUCGCUUCCCAAGAAGGGCUUCACUCUUUUUCUUCUUCUUCCUCUCCCUCUCUUCUUCUUCCUCCUCUUCCCUCCACCUUGAUUUAUAGGACAAGAGAACCUAGAUUUGGGUUCUCUUAAAGAACCUGUGGGUUCCCUAUUCAAUUUGAGAAAGAAGAAGGAUGGGGAAGAGAGGGAAGGAAAGAGAAAGAGGAAGAAGAUGAUGAAUUUUUAGAUAAAAGACUUGCUUGCUUUGGAGGAAACUAGGAAAGCAUUUUUGGGCUUCCAGGCUCUGGAUCAUGUAAUCAUUGCUUUGAAGUUCUUGUCAGAGGUCAGCAUUGUGCAGUGCAUCAACUAUGAAUAUAUGGACCCAUAUCCGAUCCUGGCAUACACAAGUCUUGCUCUGCAUACGGCUGAAUCUUGAGAUCAACUUCAGAGUUUUAAGCAACAUUCUUCCUGAUGAGCUCCGAAAUUCUUUCCACUCUUGGCAGACUGCACUGGUCCAGAUAAUCGAUCAUCUGCUUUAUUGUAAGGACAAGCUCUUUGGAGCAGGAUCUGUCUAUGCUAAACAACAGCAGACAUCGAGGAUGGUGAUGAUGCUUACUACACUUCCCAAGUUCAUCAUUGACUCUAUUGCAAUGGAUUUUGUUCCUCUCAUCCAUGCAAGGUUAAAGUUUACAUCAGCACACAUGCAAAACAUCAUCUCUGCCUUAAGGCUACCAUCAAUUGAUGAAUCACAGCUCAAGGAGGAGAAUUCUAAGGAUAUCGUUAUGUGUCUGAGGAGCUCCUUCAGCUAUGCAGCCAAGUUGCUCAAUCUAGCUCUUAAAGCUGCCAGUGAAGCUUCAAAACCUGUUAAUGAAGCUUUUAAACUUGUCGAUGACUUGCUUGAUCUAAUCACCUCAAGUGAAUUGUAUUCGGGUUCCAAUUUCACAUCAAGCCUUAUUACAGCAGCAAAGCCUUGGCUGCCUGAUCUAAUUCUUGCACAAGGAUCAGCAUGCACGCUUGAGCAGAUUCAAGCUGAAAAGGCAUAUUUGACUGUGUCUGCCAAGACUGAGCUCUCUGCAACAAGUGAAGGUGGCCAGGAAGAGGAAGGGGAUCACAGCAUUUUUGAACCUGAUGAAUUCCCCGGUUUUAAGAGAUUUAUGGGAACAAUAGUAUCACUAUUAAAAGGAAAAUCGAACCUAAUGGAUGCAGUUGGCUUGAUUUUAUUGAUAUGCUCAGUUGUUGGGCUUGGACGCAAGGGCUUUGGGUUGGUGUUGGGACUACUGCACUUUGUCUGCGUGAAAUUGAUCGGACAAGAUAGCAAAGAAUGGAGUGGACUUGCUGUGAUGCUGGUUUCUCUGCCCAACAUCUACCCUCAUAUAGAAAGAGAAAUUGAAGAACAGACUCAUGUCAUGAAGAAGAAAGGAAUAAAUUACAAACUACCCGAGCAUUAUUGCUGGAGCCUGUUUGGAUGUUUCAUAUGUAUGAAACUGGGAGGUUUUCAGUGAUGGAUGAAGAAUAAGUAGCCUUUAAUGUC
Rubroshorea leprosula is the source of this 1747-nucleotide messenger RNA. NCBI's taxonomy places the organism in Eukaryota, Viridiplantae, Streptophyta, Magnoliopsida, Malvales, Dipterocarpaceae. The record is from the annotation of a GenBank genome assembly.